Molecule: messenger RNA, 1992 nt
Organism: Vespa mandarinia (Asian giant hornet)
Lineage: Eukaryota; Metazoa; Arthropoda; Insecta; Hymenoptera; Vespidae
Gene: Mob4
Product: MOB kinase activator 4
Source: RefSeq, a predicted model, not a curated record
AGCUAACAUUGUUUUCAACAUUCUUUUUUUAAUACAAGUUUAAUACGUUUUAAAAUCUUAUUUCUCUUUUUGUUUCUUUUUUUUGUUCUUUUUUUUUAAUGACUAAAUUAGAGGUUAGAAAUAACCUUUCAAAGACGAUAAAGCAAAGGAGAAGAAGCAUCUCCCUUUCUGAUACAAUUGGAUGUUCAAGCAUAUUAAUUGCAAGAACUGACAAAAUGAAGAUGGCGGACGGACCUACAAUCUUGAGAAGAAAUAGACCCGGAACUAAAGCUAAGGAUUUUAGCAUGUGGCCAGAUGAAGUAUUUGAAGAAAUGGAUAGCACAUUGGCGGUACAACAAUAUAUACAACAGACAAUCAGGAGAGAACCAUCAAAUAUAGAAUUGAUACUUAACAUGCCAGAUGCCCAAGAUGAAGGAGUUUGGAAAUAUGAACAUUUAAGACAAUUUUGUAUGGAACUUAAUGGAUUGGCAGUUAGAUUGCAAGAAGAAUGUCAUCCUGAAACAUGUAAUCAAAUGACAGCCACAGAACAGUGGAUAUUUUUAUGCGCUGCGCAUAAAACUCCUAAAGAAUGUCCUGCUAUUGAUUAUACCAGACAUACACUCGAUGGAGCAGCUUGUUUACUGAACAGUAAUAAAUAUUUUCCUAGCAGAGUGAGCAUUAAAGAAUCUUCAGUAGCUAAGCUUGGAUCUGUAUGUCGUAGAGUAUAUAGAAUAUUUUCUCACGCAUAUUUUCAUCACAGAACGAUAUUCGACGAAUUUGAAAAUAAAACAUUUCUUUGUCGAAGGUUUACAGCAUUUGUAACUAAAUAUAAUUUGAUGUCGAAAGAUAAUUUAAUAGUACCUAUAAUGGAAGAAGACGGUGCAACUGAGAGUGAUGCAUAAGAUUUUUACAAUAUAAUAGUAUUAUACAAAAACAAAUCAUCAGAUUUAGAGAGAUCUGGUGGGAAUUUGUUUAUAUUAUCAGGAUACAUUUUCCAAAAUAUUUGUAAACGUGAAUGUAUUCUGAUAAUGAUCGAUAAAACUCUGCUCUUAGAAAAUAUUUUAUACCUAUGAGUAUAUAUAGCAUCAAACGAGAGUGAGUAGAAAUUGAUACUAAUGAUUUUUUGAGGAACAGAGAAAUAAAAAUUGCAAGAAAUUUUUUCAUGCUUCAUAAUUAGCUAUAAUACAAUAUAAGUUGAUGUUUAUCUAUGUAAGACUUAUAAAUCUUUGAUAAUAUAUUAAGAGCUCAAUGACAUAGUUUAUUUGGUAUAAAUGGUAUACUAAUUGCAAUUUUGAAACUUAAAAAAAAAGAAACCUGUUUUGAAAUAUUUCUAUAAUGUUUUAUAGUCAUAACGAUAGAAAAGAGAAAAUUUAAUAUUUCUUAUACAUAUUUAUAAUUAAUAAUGUAUCUGUAUCAAAAUCAGUACUCUCAGCUCUAAGAUAAAAACAACAAAGGUAAAGAAUAAUGUUGUCUUUUUUUUUCUUUUUUUUUUUUUUUUUUUUUUUUUGUAGCAUUUAUAUGUAUAUCUGUAAUUAAUUACAACAUGUUAUAAUUAUAAUAAAUACAAUAAUGUGAGAACUUAAGAAUCUUGCUACUGAAAAUAUAGUUCUAAUGGAGAUAAAUUAAAAAAAAAAAAAAUAAAUAAUUAAAAAAUAUUACAGUCAGUAAUAGUAGAUCCUUAUUUUAAAUAUUACAUUCGCAAAACGCUGUUCCUCCAAUUUUUGAAUUGUUGUAAUAUUGACACUGAAAGUUCAUGUAUCCUUUUGAUAAUUAUAUACAAAUUUUAUUCUCUCUUUUCAAUGCUAAUUAUAUAAUGUUAUUUUUCUUAAAUGAUAAUCUGUUAAACAGUAAUAAUGCAAAGGACGAUUCUAAUGAUACACAAUCUGCGUGAAGAAAAUUUGGAUAAUUAACAACAAGUUAUUCAUAAUUCUAUGCAAAUCAGUCUUGUGCAUAACAGUAUCUUAAAAGAAUUGGGACUGAUUCUCCAAAAAAAAAAAAAAAAAAAAAAAAAAA